AUGGAUGCCCAUGAAGAUGAUUCUAGACGGGAGUCUGGUGAACUACUUCUCGCAGAGGAAGACGGCACUCUAUGGGGUGGAAAGGAAACAUCAGCGCCCGCAUGUAGCAGCUUUGCGGUGUGCCUCUUGCGGCUGGUUGCACUUGUCCUUCUAUUCUUAGUCGGAACUCUCUUCGGCUUUCACUGGCGUGGUGACUUGGACGGCCUUUGUAGUCGACAUGUCUCUCGAUACUCAACUAUCAUGAAGGAAGUUGGAAUUCAAUAUAGCCUGCAUGAAUUCAAUGGCUCUCUCCUGAAAGAGAAUGUUUUCCGACAAGAUGCAGGCCCAGAAGUUGACGCAGCAUGGGAGUCCUUGGGCGCCAAUUACCGCGGUGUUCGAAUACCACCCGAAGACGCUGAACAGUCUGGACUUGCUACCGACCAAGUCAAGAUCAAUUCGAAGUAUGGCGGAGGAUUCCCUGCAAAUGUUGAGGGCUUGCACCACCUUCACUGUCUGAAUCUCCUUCGUCAGUCACUCUAUUAUAACUACGACUACUACCACGCGGAGGGGGAAGGGGCCUUCACGAACAAUGACUAUAUCGUCCGCCACCACGUGUACAGUGGAGUAUUGGGUCAAGUCUGGAUUUACCCCGAGAACCCGGAGCCCUAUGUCGACUUCAACACCCAACAUCGGUGUAAAAACUUCGAAGCCAUCCGUCGUUGGGCUGAAGAGAACCAGCUGCCUCAAAACCCCCCUGCGGACUUUCUGCAGCCACCAUCAGAAGGAGACCGAAUCUAUGGUCAAAUGCCAUGA
Molecule: messenger RNA, 792 nt
Organism: Penicillium egyptiacum
Lineage: Eukaryota; Fungi; Ascomycota; Eurotiomycetes; Eurotiales; Aspergillaceae
Source: the annotation of a GenBank genome assembly